Messenger RNA from Cavia porcellus (domestic guinea pig), 3562 nucleotides. RefSeq names its product ataxin 7 like 3B (gene Atxn7l3b). The coding region runs from base 342 to 635 and encodes 97 amino acids. Gene Ontology annotation, biological process: regulation of gene expression. The transcript has a single exon. The record is from RefSeq and is a predicted model, not a curated record. Lineage: Eukaryota; Metazoa; Chordata; Mammalia; Rodentia; Caviidae.
AAGCGGAAGCGGGUAGGCGGGGCCGGGCGCGACCAGCGAGCGAGAGAGGCCCUGAGUGCUGCGCUAGGACCGAGACUGUCGGCCGCGUCCCAGUUCAGGCGCUGCUCAGAUCUCCGAAUUCGCGAAAACGUCAAAACAAACGGAAAGACUUGAGGCUUCCGAGCCUUCGCAGCUGCCGCUGCUUCUGCCGCCUGAGACUCCUUCACUGUCUCCGCCGCCGCCUCAGCCACCGCAGGACGCGGCCCUGGGAGGCCUCUAGGCCUAGGCGCCUCCGGUAAACCCCGACGUGUAGCUGCCGUGAGUAAAACGAACACCCUCUGCACAGCCGUGUACAGAUUAAAAUGGAGGAAAUAUCGUUGGCUAACCUGGAUACUAACAAGCUAGAGGCGAUCGCUCAGGAGAUAUACGUAGACCUGAUAGAGGAUUCUUGUUUGGGAUUCUGCUUUGAGGUGCACCGAGCAGUCAAAUGUGGCUACUUCUACCUGGAAUUCGCAGAAACCGGUGGCGUGAAGGAUUUUGGCAUUCAGCCAGUGGAAGACAAAGGAGCGUGCCGUCUCCCGCUCUGCUCCCUUCCUGGAGAACCAGGGAAUGGGCCUGAUCAGCAGCUGCAGCGCUCACCUCCAGAAUUUCAGUAGGUGCAACACGACAGUCUGGGAGUGACCAGGACAAUGAUAUAGACUGGUCUUGUGGCUUGAAGGAGUAAGCUAAAGAGAAAAGAGCAAAGAGAAGAAAAGAAAACAAAUCAGACAAAAGCCCUAAUUUCCCCUUGAAGAUCCUAACAUUAAAAAGAACAACAACAAAAGUGGAGAACUUUGAAAUUCGAAUGCUUUUUAAAAAAACUCAUCUAAUGCCAGCUCUGAUACCCUGGGCCCGAGCGAAUGUACAACCUAGGGACUGCUUAAACACAACUGAAUAUACACAAGAUCCCUGUACUGCUCUCAGUACACACAUGAGCAGUUGAAUGCCCAGCAUAUAAAGUCAUUUUGCUCUUCAGACUGUCUGUCUGCUUGAUGUCAAGAGUUUCCUUGACAUUGUGGACAUUACUGAUGAUCAGGCCAUCAGUGGGACUGCUCCUAUGAUCUCCAAGACUCUUAAUUUGCAAUUUUGUGAUACAAAUGGAAGUCAGGUAUGAGAUCUGGAUACUAUUACCAACUUAGAACAACCAAGAGAAAAAUCCCAGUUGAAUUUGGUAGGGAACCUCUUCCUUUGACUACAAGAAGAAAGGUUCAGAAUCACCUGUUUUUCAAAGGUCCAACGUUGCAAUGAUUUCAGCAGGUUUGAGGACAAGGCCUAAACUUUGGUUGAGCAGAGAUUCUUCCUUUUCUUCCUAUUCAGCGAUACAGGCUUGACAAAGAACAACUUGUUGGACAGACAGGAUUCAGUUGUGAUUCUGUGCAGAGGUGGUAGGGACCUCUGCAACUAGAGUAUGCAUCCUCUCAAACUGGAAGAUUCUGUGAACAUAAGCUUAGUAGAGGCAUUUCUUUCCUACUCUUAAGUUACUAGUUACUUAGCUAGUCCAUGGGUCCAAUCCGGUCAUUAUGUCAGGUUACUACUCCUGGGACAGGACUGAACUAUAGAAGAUAUAGCUGUGCAGGAUGGAGUGGUUUGGAAACAGCUUGGAGGGAACCUCUUCCAGCUGCCCUUAAUAAUGUGAAUGGGUUAGUGAUAGGAACCAGGGGCAGAACUGGUUCAUCUAUUAGCUGGCUGCAGAAUCCUGUUACAUGCCACUGUUCUUUAAGUUGAACAUUUAGGGCUCUGCUAUGAUGAACACUCAGACACUCUACCACUUUCUCUGCCCCUCAUAAGAAGCAAUCAGACCUUCCCUCUUGGUCCUCUUUGGACCACACUGACAGCAAGAGCUGUCCCUUUUUUGUUUUGGGAAGUAAGGAAGAGGCCUCCAAAACACAUUGGCUUUAGGAAUGGGAUACAGGAUGGUGGAAAGUUAGAGUUGCAUAUCAAAACUGCCCUCUACUCCCUGAGCAAGAGUUCAUAUAGUUCAUAGGAGUCCUGAUGUGAACAGAAAGGUGCUGCUUUAUUUGAAAUGUUUUCUUACCUCAUUCUGUGGCCCAGUAAGGGGCCCAGCCUCAUCCUGGCUUGGCCCCAUGUUCCUGUCCACUGCUCCACUGCCUAUCUGGUGCAGCUCAUGACUCCAGGUGCUUCUUGCCACUCAGACUUUCACCUUGACCAGUUUCAGUUUAUCUUGCUUAAUGUUUCUGAAGUCUGCCCAGUUUCUCUUCCUUGGCUUCUGUUAAGUUUGUGUGUUCUCCCCUCCUACCUCUUUUUGUGGAUAACUCAAAGGAGACUAUUUGGAUCAGAAUGGGAAGAACUUAGAAACUUAUGUAUUUAUAAGGCAGUGUCAUAAAAUAUAAGAAUUUUUUCUGUAGGACUGCCUUUCUAGUAUGCCCUUCUGCUUUGUUUUGAUGAGUUUUAUGCCACUUCCUUUUGGAUACUGCCUCUUGGGACAGAGAUAGAACAGUGAUCCACUUUCUCUUAUCUUUGCUGUGUACAUAUCUUUUUUUAUCCCAGAAAAUAACUCUAUGGACUGAUGUGGAUUUAUAUUUUGGAGAGUUAAAACCAGAGUGAUUGGGCCUUGAGACUAUAUUGCCUUCUCCCCCUAGACUUGUCCUGAUCGGGUUUGAGUCCUAGUUACUAUUGACCUUCAAUCCAAAAGUUGUGGGAACUUUUCAAAAAAAUCAAACCUUGACAAGAAUAAUUUGGAAUUAUCUCUGCCCUCAAUGUAUAGUGAUACCUCCUAAGAGAAUCCAAAAGGGAAGGAGGGUAUAAGAUUGUGGCAUACUUCUAAACAGUGUUUUGGAAACAAGAUGCAUAAGGGAGGAAGACAGUAAUUCACUCACUUUUAUGUAGGACACCGAAAUUGUGAGUUUACUGUUUGUGUAUUUCCUUUUCAGCUUAUACUUCUGGUUAGAUGAGGGAGGUGAGGUACAAAAUUUUGAGUAAAGAUUGAUUCACAUUGCUUCCCUCUUGUUUUUUGUUUAGUUAUGUUUUUCCCCAGUACCACCAUCCUUAGGGCAAUAGCACUCUGCCCUUGGAAAGGUAUAAAGUGGGUAGCAGGCACCCUGAGGGGACAUACUACUUUUUAAAGGAGGUAAUGUUCCCUACAGUAUACUUGACAGUGGUUAGAACUCUCCCUUUCCCUAUCUACUUUCCUUAUAACCUCAGAAUUCCUAUCCUUCCCUCUUCAAUUAAUUGUAUUGAUCACUCUGUAAUCCUAUUAUGUAUCUUGAGUGUGUAUGUGUGUAUGGGGAAAAGGGGUUCUUUAAAAUUUUUGUGGAUUGUGGCUUUUUUCCCCAUAAUUAUUUCCUAAUGCCGCAUGCCCAGGGGCCACUGCCUGGCAUUAUCGCAUGCUGGGAUUAUUGGGGGAGGGUAGUGUGAAAUUUACCACUGUCCUUUAUUUUGGAGAUUCUUAUUUUUGCAUAAGUAAUCCAUCCUAUACAGAUAGCUGGUUUAACUCUUAUCUGUUUCCCUUACCCUUAUGGCUGCUGAUGUAAAUAAACUGCACCUUCUUAUUGCUAAAAAAUAAUAAUAAAAUUUUAAAAAAUGA